AAUCCAGAAUGGCUACUCUGAUCUUUGUUGAUAAGGAAAAUGGAGACCCAGGCACCCGCGUGGCUCCCAAGGAUGGGUUGAAGCUGGACUCUGGGCCCUUAGUUAAGGCCUUAGAUGGGAAAUCUCAGGUUUUAACACCACGUGUUGGCAAAAUCUUCGAUGCUCCACCUGCUUUACCUAAAGCUACCAGAAAGGCUUUAGGAACUGUCAACAGAGCUACAGAAAAGUCAGUAAAGACUAAUGAACCCCCCAAGCAAAAACAACUAACCUUCUCUGCAAGAAAGAUGACUGAGAAGACUGUGAAAGCAAAACUCUCUGUUCCUGCCUCAGAUGGCACCUAUCCAGAAACAGAAAAAUUCUUACCCUUCAAUCCACUAGAUUUUGAGAGUUUUGACAUGCCUGAAGAACACCAGAUUGCACAUCUCCCCUUGAAUGAAGUGCCUUUCAUGAUCCUUGAUGAAGAGAGAGAACUUGAAAAGCUGUUACAGCUGGGUCCCUUUUGCCUGUGA
Molecule: messenger RNA, 509 nt
Organism: Tupaia belangeri chinensis (Chinese tree shrew)
Lineage: Eukaryota; Metazoa; Chordata; Mammalia; Scandentia; Tupaiidae
Product: securin-like
Exons: 1
Coding region: 9-509 (166 amino acids)
Biological process (GO): chromosome organization; homologous chromosome segregation
Cellular component (GO): cytoplasm; nucleus
Source: RefSeq, a predicted model, not a curated record